GUCAAAAAAGUACAACAACUAUCAUGGCUCAUAUGGCGACUCUAAGAUCGAUCUCCAUGAGGCAGGUAGCUUCGGCUGCUCGUCCCCGCAACGCUGCUAUCGCGCCCGCUUCCCUCCGCUUUAUUCGCAUCCGCAGCUCCAGCAACCCUGCGCCCGCGGUCCCGGAGGCAGCGCCCGUCAAGGAGUCAAAGCCUGUAACCGAGACUCCUCUUCCCGAGUCCUCCUCUUUUUCUGGACAGAACACCGCUCAACCUGAGCCGGAGAUCCUCUCAAAAGAUCAGGCGGCGGACAAAUCAAAGCCUGCGUUCGAUGGCAUGCCAUCAGCAGCAGAUAUGUUGGACGCUCUUGAAGGCGCAAAGGCGGAAGGUGUGAAAGAUGAGGGUGCAAAGGAGAGCUCAUCCGAGGAGGAGCCUCGCGGACCCAAGAAGGAUUAUGUUUCGUCGCUGGAUCGCAAGCGUGAGCAGCGCGCCCAGUUUGCCAUGUACGGUUUCCUCGGUGCCCUGAUCGGUGCUGGUAUCUAUAUGGGAAGGCCGUUCGAUGAUGCGGUUGAGGCGCAAAGACACAAGGAUGUGCCUAAUGAUUACAAUCCGCUUAGCUUUUGGGAGAGACUGAGGGCAAGGUGGACUGCUCAGACCGAAUACUACACCAAGCCUGCCUUCGAGAAGCUCCUCCCUGAGCCGCUCCCAGCACCUUACCAGCGCCCAUACACCCUUCUCCUUGACCUCGAUGAUCUUCUCAUCCAUUCUGAGUGGAACCGUGAGACUGGUUGGAGAAUCGCCAAGCGCCCUGGACUCGACUACUUCUUGGGUUACCUUUCUCAGUACUACGAGCUCGUUAUCUUUACUUCUCAGCCCGCAGGAAUCGCCAUGCCCGUUGUUGACAAGCUCGACCCCUACAAGUCCUAUAUCUCUGCCGCCUUGUUCCGCGAUGCCGCCCUCUACAAGGAUGGUAAAUACAUUAAGGAUCUGACGUACCUCAACCGUUCCUUGGACAAGGUCAUCACCAUCGACCACAACCCCGAUGCGUGGUCCAACCAGCCUGAAAACGCCAUCAAGCUGAAGCCAUGGACGGGCGACAGCAAUGACCGUGAGCUUGUCGGCCUCAUUCCUUUCCUCGAGUACGUCGCGAUCAUGGGCUUCGACACUCGUGAAGUCUUGAAGCAGUUCGAAGGAAAGCACGUUCCUACCGAGUACAUGGAGCGCGAGAACGCUGCCAGACAGAAGAUGAUCGCCAACUGGGAGGCCGAGAGGGCUGCCAAGGGAGGCAAGGGCAAGGCUGGAUUCAUGGGCGGUUUGCUCGGUGGCUCCAAGUCUUCCCGCAAGGACCAGCCCCCGAAGUUUUUCAUGGAUGAGGCAAGGGAGCGCGGAUUGCAGGGUUACCUUGAGUUCAAGCAGUACCUUGAGAAGAACGGUGAUGCCAUGAUUGCCGAGCAGAAGGCUGCUGAGCAGAAGCAAAUGCAGGAUAUGACAAUGAGCUUGCAGAAGCUUUUGUUCGAGGGCGCACCCAAGCCGGGCCAGCCGCAGCAGCAGCAGUAAAAGGAGGUUGAAUGAUAGCAUGUGCGGAUCUGUAAGA
Molecule: messenger RNA, 1572 nt
Organism: Saitoella complicata NRRL Y-17804
Lineage: Eukaryota; Fungi; Ascomycota; Saitoellomycetes; Saitoellales; Saitoellaceae
Product: NIF-domain-containing protein
Exons: 1
Coding region: 24-1535 (503 amino acids)
Molecular function (GO): phosphoprotein phosphatase activity
Source: RefSeq, a predicted model, not a curated record